AUGGUUACAUGUUCUGUGAGUGAUUGUGGUGUUAAUAAUAGAAAUAAUCCUGAAAAUUGCACAUUUCACAGAUUCCCUCUAGAUACUAUACUAAGAGGAAAAUGGUUGAGAUUAAUUGGGCGCGUUGGUUGGAAUCCAAAGAAGAACUCUACCAUUUGCAGCAAACAUUUCCCGGACGAAUAUAAAAGAAAAAGACGAAUAAAUACAGUUUUAGUUAAAGGAGCCAUUCCAACUUUAUUUGUACCAGGACAUAUAAAAGAGAGAAUCCCGUCAUCGUAUAUCAAUCGGGACAUAGCUCUACCUUCGAUAUCACAAGCUCCAGAAAAAAGUGUUCAGCUCACACCAAGAACAAAAAAGCUUAUUAGCAAAAACGACAAACUGAAACAAAAGCUACAAGAAAAACAAAAAAAAUACGUAGAUUAG
This is a messenger RNA of Pieris macdunnoughi, 423 nucleotides long. The record is from the annotation of a GenBank genome assembly. Lineage: Eukaryota; Metazoa; Arthropoda; Insecta; Lepidoptera; Pieridae.